CUUUUAGCCAAGGGUAUGGGGUUAGUGCAUCAAGGGGGCUUAGGAUCACGCUUUUCCAAGGGCUAUUUCAAUAGCCUUAAGAUUUUUUUUUUAAUAACAAAAUAUUCAUAUUCAGACCUAUUAAGAAAUCAAUCAACAGGUUAUUUAGUUUAUUUUCUUGGACUUCCAAGGCUUGUUUAAUUUUUGCACUGUGAAUAACUUUGAACUGAAUUCGUUGAAGAUGCCUGACACAGUGGUUCAAGAGAUGCCAAGUCCUUUCCCAAGCCAGUUAAGGGCUCUUCUGGAGAUGGAGGCAAAAUAUCAGCCAAAAUCAAAUGGUUUGAGGAUAAUUGAAUCCGCCCAUGAUAGUGGCUUUAGAAUAACCUCCAGAUUGAGGGACUUUGAAGUGAAGGAUCUCUUAUCCCUAAGUCAGUUUUUUGGCUUGAGUACAGAAACAUUCUCGCUUGCUGUGAAUCUUCUUGAUAGAUUUUUGUCAAUUAUGAAGGUGCAGCCAAAGCAUUUGUCCUGUGUUGCAUUGUGUUGCUUCUACCUGGCAAUAAAGUCGACUGAAGAUGAAAGGAACAUCCCUCUUGCCAGUGAUUUAAUUCGAAUUGCCCAGAGAAGAUUCACGGUUUCUGACAUGAUGAGAAUGGAGAAGAUAAUUCUAGAGAAGCUGUACUGGAAAAUUAAAGCAGUGACAGUUGUGAAGUUCCUUAGAUUGUAUCUUGCACAUGUGAAUGAACACUCUUUGACUGAACAGAAGAAAUUGCUGAACACUGAUAGACUAGAAGCUCAGCUUAAAGCAUGCCACUGCCGCCUGAUGUUCUCCAAAGCAAAGCCCUCUUUGUUGGCAUUGGCUAUACUGUCAUUGGAAAUUCAGGAGCAGAAGCUUCAUGAAUUGAGAGAUGUAGUGCAAAAUUUACAGCAGUUUUCAAUGAUUGCAGACAGAGACCUUUUUGUCUGGAGGGAAAUGGUAGCAAAAUGUCUUGCUGAAUAUGCAUCUCCAAAGUGCACUAAGCCAAAUCACCAGAAACUGAAGUGGGUUGUAUCGGGGAGGACAGCACAGCAACUUAAGCACAGUUAUUACAGGAUUGCACACCUUCCCACUAUUCCAGAAGCUCUUCACACUGUAGAAACAGGAUCUGAUCCCAGGCAGAUCUAAUGAAGUGUCAUUGGACAUUCUUACAAAUUCCUUGGAUGUUUCAACUUUAGCUAAGACUUCAUUUUCUACACUAGUGCCAUUUUCUGUUUUCAAAAGUGUUACUUUUUUAAAUUUAGUCCAAUAUAAUUUAACAGAAUUAAUUUGUCAGUAUACUGUUGUAAGAAAAAACCUGGACAGGAGUUUUCCUUUUCUGUUUGCAUUUUGUUCACUUUUAUACAAAAGGUAUAUGCACACAAUAGUAAAACUUAGCACAGAUAUGACUAAUGGUUAAAACCAAGCUACAAUUUUGGUUUUUGAACCUUUUAUUGCAUUGCUUGCACUUUUCAGUUUUUUAAAAAUUGUUACAGGAUAGAAAUUCUGUUUUACUUUGUUUAGACACAUUCAUUCUGAUUUUUGUUUUAGAGAUUGAAUUUAGGGUUUUUAAAGAUGUUUCUGUUAAAGCACUGCACGGUUGUCUGCGUGGAAGUGGCAUUUUCUGUCAGAUUUUAUUAACUUAUUUAAAGCAAAAUUCUGUUAUGUUGGCAAGGAUUUUUUUUUUUUUCUUUGCUCUGACACUUGCAUCUUGGUCAGCACUGUGGUUUCAGAAACCUGAAUACCACCAGACCUAGUGCAAGCCAGAGGGCAAAAUAUUUAAGUAAUGCACCACCUAGGUCUUCAUUCCACUAUGUGGAAGAGGAGGAAGAAGGGUUUUGUGAACUAAUAGGGAAAAGCGUAACUAAGAAAUCAACCCAAAACCCUUACACUUCCAGCCUAGGUUGCUGAGCAGUCCUGAUGCACACUCGUACCCAAGGUUAUUAGUUUCUUUCUUCUUGCUACUAUAUUGGUUUAACAAAGUUGAAAUGUAAUCAAAAUUGUUGCACUGGCAAUGGCAUUUAGAACUUUUUCCUAGUAUUAACCUGAAUAUUUUUUUGUCAUGUAAGCUGACUGCUUAUUAAUAUUAGGCCCACAUUUAAAAAUAAUAUAUACAAUAUGCAGCUAUGGUAUUGUUGAACUUUUCUUCGUCCAUUUUAAAUCAAAACACUAAUAAAACAAGCAUAUGUUUUAUUAUUCCUCAUGUUUGUUCCUGGAAAUACUCUGAUCAAAACUGAAAAUUUGAUGUGCCUCAAAGAUGUUGCUCAUCACUUAUAUACCUAGAUUUUCAUUUUGUAAUCUAAAUGUUUGUUUAGGUAUGUGUACCAGAUGUUCAAACUGCCUGUGUUUCUCAAUUUUGAUUAUUAUUAAACUAUUCAAUAAAGCUCUCAACAGUUA
Molecule: messenger RNA, 2389 nt
Organism: Erpetoichthys calabaricus (reedfish)
Lineage: Eukaryota; Metazoa; Chordata; Cladistia; Polypteriformes; Polypteridae
Gene: ccng1
Product: cyclin G1
Exons: 7
Coding region: 221-1141 (306 amino acids)
Biological process (GO): regulation of cyclin-dependent protein serine/threonine kinase activity; mitotic cell cycle phase transition
Cellular component (GO): cyclin-dependent protein kinase holoenzyme complex; nucleus; cytoplasm
Molecular function (GO): cyclin-dependent protein serine/threonine kinase regulator activity
Source: RefSeq, a predicted model, not a curated record